Verruconis gallopava is the source of this 1058-nucleotide messenger RNA. RefSeq lists its product as uncharacterized. The record is from RefSeq and is a predicted model, not a curated record. Lineage: Eukaryota; Fungi; Ascomycota; Dothideomycetes; Venturiales; Sympoventuriaceae. Bases 1 to 963 code for a protein of 320 amino acids. The transcript has 6 exons.
AUGGUCCAUAUUGCCAUCGCUGGCGGCUCCGGACAAGUUGCACGAGAGGUCAUUGAUGCGCUGUUGAUGACGAAAAAACAUGAGAUUACGAUUCUGAGUCGACAUAAACAGGUUCCAAUAACCGAUACUCGAAUCCAAUUACAGACCGUCAAUUACAAAGAGACUAUCUCUUUGGUUCAAUCUUUACAAGGAGUUCAUACAGUCCUGUCCUUUAUUCAAGUACUGUCGGAUUCUGGUCAAGAGGCUCAAAAGAAUCUAAUUGAUGCUGCUAUCUCUGCCGGUGUAAAACGUUUUGCCCCUAGUGAGUUCGGAAGCAAGGAGACCAUUCACAUGCCUUGGUGGGCCGGCAAGGAAAAAGUGAGAUCAUAUCUUAAAGAAGUGAGCAAGCAUGCCAAUGACUUCGAAUAUACCCUAUUUCAGCCUGGAUUGUUUUUAGAAUAUCUCGCAUAUCCGUUCAAGACAAGCAAGUAUCUAGAGCCGUUGCAGACAAUUUUUGAUUUUCAGAAUAAUAGAGCUAUAUUGGUUGAUGGGCAUGAACACGCCAUAAUGACGCUUACCGCGGUUGCUGAUUUCGCGAGUAUCAUCGCUCGUGCUGUAGAAGAUGAGCGCAAGUGGCCUAUCAUUAGCGGUAUUCAGUCCAACAAACUCUCAUUUUCGCGAGUUGUUGAAAUUGGAAGUCAGAUUCGGGGACAACCUCUUGAUAUUGAGAAAGUCAGGAUUGAAGAUCUUGAGGCUGGAAAUUUAGAAACCUUGUGGCGUCUAGAAGGAGUUCAUCGAUCAGUGGAUACAUCCACGGCUUAUGAGAUGCGCAAGAAAAUUGCUAUCGGCAUCCUCCUGAGUAGUUCAAAGGGUGCGUGGGACAUCUCGGACGAAAUGAACCAGCGGUAUCCUGACCAUCGAUUCAUUUCUCUUCAAUGCUUCCUGGAACGUGUUUGGGGUUCUAGCAACAUAUCAAAUGUAUGAAUCGAUGGAGGUAGAAAAGGCUUCAUCACGGUUUUCGUAAGCCUUGAUUUUCCAUUCCUUAGAAAAUUUCCAUAGACGAAAAGCAUGAAAUUCAU